Messenger RNA from Capra hircus (goat), 4103 nucleotides. It is a transcript of the gene GPR151, whose product is annotated as G protein-coupled receptor 151. Gene Ontology annotation, biological process: G protein-coupled receptor signaling pathway. Gene Ontology annotation, cellular component: membrane. The record is from RefSeq and is a predicted model, not a curated record. Bases 664 to 1929 code for a protein of 421 amino acids. Lineage: Eukaryota; Metazoa; Chordata; Mammalia; Artiodactyla; Bovidae. The transcript has a single exon. Gene Ontology annotation, molecular function: G protein-coupled receptor activity.
CAUUUGCAGAUGGAUUCUUUACCCAAAGUGGUGGUGAGGUUUGGGUAAAAGAAGAGGAAGCUCACUCCUGCAGCUGAAAGGGGAAGCACCAGUUCCUUGAACAGGGUGGUCCCGACUCACAUCAUAACAUCCCUGGGAAACCUGAUAGAAAUGCAAGUUUGGGGACCCUACUCCAGAUCUGAUGGAUCAAGCCGUGCAGGUGAUUCUGAAGCGUGCUUACGUUUAAAGAAGUGGGUUACUCAUACGUGGUGUUGACUGUGUUACAGAUGCGGGUCUAGAUUUAUAAUCAGCUAGUUGAAAAUAAUUACCUUGACUGGCUCUAGCGACCCCCCAGGAACAUAACCCACUUACAUGUUAUGUUCUCAUUUAUCAUUGAUGGGUCUAUCGGGGAGUUUUUCACUCCGCUGGGCUGACAAUGUCAUUAGACUUGCUAAUGAGCAGCAACCAUGAGCUCCUGCUGCUUGUCACUCAAUGCAGUCAAGGACUAGCACACACAGCAAAGAGCUUAGCAGUCAACCUUCUUCACAGUCUGCUCUCAGGGAAUAAAGCAAGGGGAGGGCCCAGAGGUGUCAUUGGACACUGACGAUGACAUUAUUUAUUUCCUACACCAAAGAGCCAAGGCAGAAAGACAAAAAGAAGCUAACUUUUGCAAGUAGGCGCUAGAUGGAAGGGGAUGCACUGACAGCUGCCCUGGCAGACUCCAACACCAUGAACGUGUCUUCUGCUCACCUCCACUUUGCCGGCGGGUACCUGCCCUCAGACUCCAAGGACUGGAGGACUCUAGUCCCAGCUCUCCUGGUGGCCAUCUGCCUGGUGGGUUUCGUGGGGAAUGUGUGUGUCAUUGGCGUCCUCCUCCACAGUGCUUGGAAAGGAAAGCCAUCCAUGAUCCACUCCCUGAUUCUCAACCUCAGCCUGGCUGAUCUCUCUCUCCUGCUGUUUUCUGCACCUGUCCGAGCUACAGCAUACUCCAGAGGUGUUUGGGAUCUAGGCUGGUUUGUCUGCAAGUCCUCUGACUGGUUCAUCCACACGUGCAUGGCAGCCAAGAGCCUGACGAUCGUUGCAGUGGCCAAGGUAUGCUUCAUGUAUGCAUGUGACCCAGCCAAACCAGUAAGUAUCCACAACCGCACCAUCUGGUCAGUGCUGGUGGCUAUCUGGGCUGUGGCAAGCCUGCUACCCCUGCCAGAAUGGUUCUUCAGCACCACCAGGCAUCACGCAGGUGUGGAAAUGUGCCUUAUGGAUGUGCCCGCUGUGGCGAGAGAGUUCACGUCAACGUUUGGUAAGCUCUACCCGCUGCUGGCAUUUUGCCUCCCGUUACUCUCUGCUAGCUUUUAUUUCUGGAGAGCUUAUGGCCAAUGUCAGAAACGAGGAACUAAAACUCAAAAUCUUAGAAACCAGAUGCGCUCAAAGCAACUCACAGUGAUGCUGCUGAGCAUUGCCAUCACCUCUGCUAUCCUGUGGCUUCCUGAGUGGAUAGCCUGGCUGUGGAUGUGGCAUCUGAAGGCUGGAGGCCCGGCCCCCCCACAAGGUUUUAUAGCCCUGUCUCAAGUCCUCAUGUUUUCCAUCUCUUCAGCAAAUCCUCUCAUUUUUCUAGUGAUGUCAGAGGAGUUCAAGGAAGGCUUGAAAGGCAUAUGGAAAUGGAUGAUAACCAAAAAACAUCCACCUGCUUCAGAGUCUCAGGAGACACCAGCUGAUAACUCCCAGGUCCUUCGUGACAGUAUUCCAUCUCUGGAAUCCCCACCAUUCAUGUCAGAGAAAGAGAAAACUGGCUCUCCUUCCUUCAGCAAAGAGAAAGCCGAGAAGGCAGAGAUUCCCAUCCUCCCUGAUGUCGAGCAGUUUUGGCAUGACAGAGACACAGUCCCUUGUGUACAGGACAAUGAUCCUAUCCCCUGGGAACACGAAGAUCAAGAGACAGGAGACUGUGAUGAAUAGUUUCAAAGCAAAAUAAAUUGUGGUUACUGUAUUUAUUUAUAAUGCUGCUUAUCAGUACCAUUGACUUUGCCAUAUGAAACAUAGUAGAAUUAAUACCAUUAGGAAUUACAAAAAUGCUUUGCAGUCUGCAUUUGCAAAAUGUACAAUUUGGUUAAGUAGGACAUCAUAUUAGAGCAACUAUGUUAUCAUCUGGCUGUCAAAGAUUUAACUGCUGUAUUUAAGAUGCUUCUGUCAGAAGUGAUUGAUUAGAAAGGCCAGCUCUUUUUUCACUUGUCCACAGUGGCUGUUUCCCUGGAUAGUCUGUAGGGCCAGCUGUGUACUGGCUGGAGGAAAGCUUAUGUCAGAGGCUCAGUCUCCUUCCUUUUAGUUUCUUCCUGAACCUGCUAACUCUACCUAUCAAACCUUAUUUCACAUAACCAGAGCUCAAAAUUUACUUCUAAGAGAUUUAACAUAUAUAUUUUAAUGUUAUCUUCAUUUGCUUUAGAAAUGUUAAUUUACUUGAUGAAAAUCCGUAAUUUCCAUGACUGUGUGUUGCAGAAUAAGGAACAUCCUUAUUCUGAUCCUGAGCUAAUUUCAAACCAUGGCUUAUUUUACAGGCAAAGUCUAAGUGAAUUCAGACUUUGCCUCAUGCAAAAAUCUGCUUCACUGAUCUUUUUAAAGCACCUCAGUGAGUUUCCAGUUUCUAAGUCUGGGGAUUUUAGCAGUUAACACUGAACUUAAGCAGUAAAACUAAAUUUUGUGCUUCCAAAUAUAUUACCAGUAUAAUUUGAGUAACAAGCAAUAACUGUUAAAUGUAUAGCAUAACACACACCCAACAAAACAAUUAUGAUAUAUGUCUUCCCCUAUUAAAUAUAAAAAAGAUAUUUAUCCAUGAUUUUUAGUUACUCUGUAAUGGAAUUCUGGGAUAUUGUCACUGAGUUCUCUCUGGAGAAAAACAAAACUACAUUUAGGCUAAGCAAUGGAGAAAAUAUAGAAACAUGCUGUGGAUGAAAUUUUUUAAUGUACAGUCUGUGGCUUUGUUUAUUCCUUAUAAAUGGUCAUGAUUUGCUUUUUUAACACAGAAGAUAGGGCUUUUUGCCUUGGUUCAUAACAUAUUUCAUUUUAAGGCUCACAAAAGCACAUUAAACUACAAUAAACACAAGUAUCUAAAAUACUGUCUUGUGAGGCAACAGUUAUAUAAUAGGAUUACCUUUAAAACUGUGAUGAACUAUCUCAAUUAAAGACUUGUGAUCAUUAUCUAUAGUAAAUGGAGGAUGUAAGCUUUCACUAUUUCAACUUGUAAACAAAUAAAAACAUUAUGUUUUGCUUCAGAUAGUUUUGGAGACUUAAGCUUUGUCUUGAAUGCUGCUUUCAAAAUUAUCAUUUAGCACAUGGGGGCUUUACAGGAAGGUGAGAACACUGGCACAGGUAUCAGAGAGCAAGGAAUCAUGUAUUCUUAAAAAGUUUGCUGAUAAGCACCAAAUCAAAAUGAAGAUACUGAAACACAAUGUAACUACAAUGACCCUGUCAUUAAUAAGAACCUAAUGGGGGGGUGUGUGUGUGUGGUAAAUUAUGAGUUUAGGUAUAACAUACACACACUACUAAUUAAGAGAUUAACAAGGACUUGCUGUAUAGCAUAGGGAAUUAUCCUUGUUAUCUUGUAAUAACUUUUAGGGAAAAGAACCUGAAAAAGAAUAUAUAUGUAUAUACAUAUAAAAAUGAAUCACUGUGUUGUAAUCUGGCACUAACCUGAUAUUUCAAACCAACUGUAUUUCAAUUAAAAAAAAAAACACCUAAUAUACAAAGUCUUGACCUGCCCCCUUAAAGAAAUCUGCAUAGAAAAGAUUUAUACCAUAUGUGGUUAAUUCCAAGUACUUUACAGCAAAAGUAGGCAACUAAAAUAGGUAUCACCAAAUCAUUUUCUUCAUAGUUUUCUACAGUGUGAAACAGCGUACUGAGCGGGCACCCAAUACUAUGUGGAUUUCAGAGUAACAAAAUAAAUAUUCCAGAAACUUUACCUUUGUAAGACAAUCUUAAUUCUGUAAUAGUUGUUUCUUUUGUCACGCAUUUUGUUUCACUUCAGACUUCCAUCAAUGGAUUUAUGUAAAAAUACCAUCAAUUACCAAUUUUAUAAGUUAAAAUUGUAGAUAAUCCAUUCUACAGAAAGAAAGAGAAGUCACUGAGUCAUGUCCAAC